Thlaspi arvense is the source of this 612-nucleotide messenger RNA. Lineage: Eukaryota; Viridiplantae; Streptophyta; Magnoliopsida; Brassicales; Brassicaceae. The record is from the annotation of a GenBank genome assembly.
AUGCAACUGCAUCUGGUACGACUGCGGUGGGACGAAUUAAACCCGAUGGAGAGAAGGAACUUUGCAAAUGCUUCUGUUGAUUUGAUGUCUCAAAUUGCAAAUCCUUGUGAAGAGUGGGCUCUGAAAAGUCAGAUGGCGGCUCUUGUUGCGGAGUUACUUGAGAGGCACUUUGGAGCUGCAGUGAGUGAAGCAAGCAAGCAACAACUGGAUGUUGCAAAACAGCAUGCAGCAACAGUAACAGCUACGUUGAAUGCUAUUAAUGCAUAUGCUGAGUGGGCCCCUGUAGCUGAUCUUUCAAAAUAUGGCAUAGUUCAUGGGUGUGGUUUCUUGCUUUCUUCUCCUGAUUUCCGUCUUCAUGCAUGUGAGUUUUUCAAACUUGUCUCCCCAAGGAAGAGACCUGCAGAUGACACUGCUGGAUUUGAUUCUGCUAUGAGUAAUAUCUUUCAGAUAUUGAUGAAUGCCUGUAGAGAUUUCUUGCUUGAUCUAGCUCGAAUGCUGGUGUUAUUGAUGAAAGUGAAAUUGGAUGGUCUGAUAUACUUUGAUUUGCUUGCUGGAGUUGGUGGAAUGAGGAAACUAAAUUGCUGUUAUGGAGUUGUUAGGAACAUGGCAUGA